Molecule: messenger RNA, 1200 nt
Organism: Colletotrichum higginsianum IMI 349063
Lineage: Eukaryota; Fungi; Ascomycota; Sordariomycetes; Glomerellales; Glomerellaceae
Product: Alpha beta hydrolase fold family
Exons: 4
Coding region: 1-1200 (399 amino acids)
Source: RefSeq, a predicted model, not a curated record
AUGGUCUAUGGAUUUGGCAAUAUUCAACCAUCAAGCAACCUCACGUGGACGCCAUGUUUCGACGACUUCACAUGCUCUAAAUUGGAAGUUCCUUUGGAUUAUUCAAACACUAGUCUUGGCACGACGUCAAUCGCAUUCAUAAAACUGGCUGGCAAGAAUGCCACCGUCGCGUCUCCGAGCAUUAUCAUCAACCCCGGCGGUCCCGGUGGUUCUGGUGUCGACCUCCUCCUCGCAUACCGGACCAUCGCAGGGCAAAUCUUCGGGGAGCAGUACAACUUUGUCUCCUACGACCCUCGCGGCGUGAACAACAGCGGCUUGAGCUUCGACUGCUUCUCGGGGAACGCAGAAGCAAGAUUGGCCUUCACACGACUGUAUAGCACAGGUGCUACCAACAUCUCAUCAUCGUCGUUCGAGGAACAGUACUAUUCAAGCUCCAUAUAUGGAGAGUGGUGCAACGAUGCUGUCCAGAACGAGUCACCUCACGGAUAUUAUGUGACCACACCGGCGGUUGCCCAUGACCUGCUCACAUUCAUCGAAGCCGAGGCCGAGCUGGCAGACCAGUCACCAUCAGAAGCCAAAUUGUGGCUGUACGGUGUCAGUUACGGCACAGUCACCGGCGCGACUUUCGCUUCCAUGUUUCCAGACCGAGUUGGAAGAAUGAUACUCGAUGGCGUCAUGACCGCAGAGCAAUAUUACGACAAUGACUGGAGGGAUAGCGUUGAUCAAAUGGACGAAACCAUUGACAAGUUCUCGAGCCUCUGUCAUUCCGCAGGCCCUGAAGCGUGCUCUUUCUGGGGACCCACGCCAGCCGACAUCGCAGCCAGAAUGGAUGGCAUCAUCCACCAGCUUCAGAACCAUCCGGUUCCGGUAAGCGGAGUCCAAAGUCGACAACUGCCAACACUAGUCACCUACUCAGACUUGAAGGCCCUUUUUAUGAAAACCAUCUACGACCCACUGGCGCUCUUCCCGGUCAUGGCCGAUGUUCUACACCAGCUCGAGAGCGGGGAUGUGUCUGCUCUUGUAGGCAUGUUUGACGGUCUAGGUAUCGCGUCCGGCGCCGGCCGCGUCAUCCAGUGCGCCGAUUCGUAUCGGAGAAACAAACUUACCACCCUUGAAGAAUUCAAGAAUUAUGUCGAACACACGGUGUCCAAGAGCAAGUACUUGGGCGAUAUAUGGUCCAUCUACUUUGAAGUUGCCUGA